Aphis gossypii (cotton aphid) is the source of this 750-nucleotide messenger RNA. RefSeq lists its product as uncharacterized. NCBI's taxonomy places the organism in Eukaryota, Metazoa, Arthropoda, Insecta, Hemiptera, Aphididae. The transcript has a single exon. The record is from RefSeq and is a predicted model, not a curated record. Bases 1 to 750 code for a protein of 249 amino acids.
AUGGCGACAUCCAGAUUUAUCAAUAUUGAAAGGCGGCUUCAACGAGACGAAACGUUAAGAGUGGAAUACGUUAAAUUCAUGAAUGAAUACAUAGAUAUGGGGCACAUGCGAGAAGUAAAGUGUGAAGAAAGGUUGCUAAAGAAUGCAUACUAUCUACCACAUCAUCCAGUGUUAAAAUUAUCUAGUCUUACGACAAAGACUAGGGUGGUUUUCGAUGGCUCAGCAAGAACUACAUCUGGAUUAUCACUAAAUGAUGUGCUGAUGCGUGGACCUACGGUUCAAGAAGAUAUCUUUUCAAUAUUAACUCGAUUUCGGAAACAUCAGUACGUCAUUACGGCUGACAUUGAGAAAAUGUUUCGCCAGAUAAUGGUAGCUGAGGAAGAUUGCCAUUUACAAAGGGUACUUUGGCGUGCAAAUCCUAGUGAAGAAAUCCGCACUUAUAAUCUUUUGACAGUCACAUAUGGAACUACGCCCGCCUCGUUUAUGGCAACGCAAUGUUUAGUGACACUCGCUCAAGAGUAUAAAAACAAAAAUAGAAAAGUGGCACAAGUAAUUGAUAGAGAUUUCUACAUGGAUGAUUUAAUGACGGGUUGUGAUACAGUAGAAGAAUGUAUGCAGCUGCAGAAAGAUAUAACUGUCGUCUUAGAAUCUGCAAAAUUACCAUUACGCAAAUGGUGCUCAAAUUCUCCCACCAUCAUUGCCACCAUAAGUGAUAACCAAAAAAAUCAGGAAAACAAAAAAAAAAAGUGA